This is a messenger RNA of Diabrotica balteata, 3738 nucleotides long. Lineage: Eukaryota; Metazoa; Arthropoda; Insecta; Coleoptera; Chrysomelidae. The record is from the annotation of a GenBank genome assembly.
AUGUGGAUGUGUUACGUUACCGAAAUUGAAGUUACGGAUUUAAAAAGUGGUGUUCAAAACUUACACCAACUUUUUUCAAAUCUGGAGUUUGAUGCUUCUCAUGAAGCCGUUUAUGGUGCAGUGCGUCCAUCAUCUUAUUCUCCAGAAUUUUGUACAGAAUUAGCUAAAAAAUAUGAAAAAGGUGCUGAAAUUUGUGACUUGUAUCUUAAAAACCAAAUAUGUUUAUAUGGAUUUGUAUCGUUACUAAAAGCUGUAAAGUUGGAUGGUUAUUUAAUUCGAAUAAAAGACUAUCUUCCAUCUGUUUUAUACGAAAAAGAAGAAAAUAGCGAAGAUGAUACUUCCAAUAAUGAAGUUAUUGAUACAGACAUUGAUGGUAUGGUUGAAGAUGGUUCAAAUGUUAACAUCAACAAAUUUAGUAGUAUUUCUGCAUCAACGUAUAUUCGUCUCCCAACACCUUUAGCAAGAAAACACGCUAUUUUAAAUAUAGAAAACAAGGAUAAUAAGUGUUUUGCGUGGAGUGUGAUGGCAGCUGUUUUUCCUGCCACUGGUAACCCAACUAAACCAGAAUCGUAUCCACCAUACGAUACUUUAUUGAAUUUUGAAGGUAUUGACUUUCCGAUGAAACUAAAAGACAUUAAAAAGUUUGAAACUCUUAAUAAUAUUUCAGUCAAUGUUUAUGGGCUAGAAUCUAAUUUCGUAACUAAUAAACGGCAAUAUGAAAUAGUUGGGCCACUACAUGUCGAGACUUGUAAGAAGUCAAAAAACAAAAAACCAUCAAAAGGAUACUUAUGUGAUGGAUGUCUACAAUUCUUUGUUAGCGAAGAAAAGCUAAAUAAUCACCAAAAGAGCGACUGUUCACAUAUUUACACAAAACUUCCCACAACACAACCUAAAAUUAAUAAGCUUGGUGAAAUAGGACCAGAAAAUAUACUGAAAUUUAUCAACCUUCAAAAAAUGUUACCAGUGCCAUUUGUGAUCUAUGCGGACUUUGAAAGUUUGCUAAAGCCCAUAGACUGUACCGAACCUUUUAGUGGAAAUUCAUAUUUCGUUAAAAUAGCUGAACACCAAGCAUAUUCAUUUGCAUUUUAUCUUAAAUGCAGCUAUGACGAUUCACUCUCAAAACUAAUAAAAUAUGAAGGAAAGGAUGCCCCCAAAGUGUUUAUCCAGAAAUUGGAUGAUUUAGUACAUGAACUAUACAACAAUCACCUUAAACAUAUUAAACCAAUGUCACCGUUAACAAAAGAAGAAAUUGAAAAACAUGAAAGCGCUACCGAAUGUUAUUUGUGUGGGAAGCCCUUUAAUCCUUUUAAUCAUAAGGUAAGAGAUCAUCAUCAUUUAACUUCAAAAUAUCUUGGACCCGCUCAUAAUUCAUGUAAUAUAAAUUACAAACUCUCAAAUACAGUACCUGUGUUUUUUCACAAUAUGAGUAAUUAUGAUUGUCAUCUUUUUGUUAAAGAGCUUUCAACAACUGGUGAACAAGUGUCAGUAAUUGCACAGACCAAAGAAAAAUAUAUCACAAUUUCUAAAAAAAUACUCGUAGAAGAGUCGAAAAAGGGUCCACAUAAAUACAUAACUCUGAGAUUUGUUGAUUCAUUUAGAUUUUUGACAAAAUCUCUGGAUAUUCUGAGCACAACUUUAGACUCGGAGCAGUGUAGAGAAAUUAGAAAGUAUUUCCCAGAUACUAAACACUUUGAACUUGUGAGACACAAGGGUGUGUUUCCUUAUUCAUAUAUGGAUGGAUUUGACAGACUUAAAGAAAAAACACCACCACCUAAAGAAAAUUUCUACAAUAAUCUAACUAACAAACACAUUUCUGAUGAAGAUUAUGCAAGAGCAAUUGAUGUGUGGAAUACAUUUGAUUGUAAAUCUAUGAGUGACUAUGCUAUGUUGUAUCUAAUAUCAGAUGUCUUAUUAUUGGCUGAUGUGUUUGAAAAUUUUAGAAAAGUAUGUCACAAAGAAUACAAUUUGGAUCCUUGUCACUACAUAACUGCUCCUGCAUUAAGUUGGGAUGCUAUGUUAAGAUACACCAAAAUUGAACUAGAGCUUCUUACCGAUGUCGACAUGGUACACUUUUUAAAGAAAGGAGUAAGAGGAGGAGUGGCACAAUGUAGCAAAAGAGAAGCCGUGGCAAAUAAUCGAUAUCUACCCAACUAUGAUCCACAACAACCCGAGUCUUACAUCAUGUAUCUCGAUGCUACAAAUUUAUAUGGUGCGGCCAUGUGUCAAUAUCUUCCAUAUGGAAAUUUUAAAUGGGUAACCGAUGCUGAAAAUUUUAACUGUUUUUCGGUGGAGGAUGAUGCGGAUAAAGGGUAUGUGUUGGAAGUGGAUUUGGAAUAUCCAGCUCAUUUACAUUCUGCACAUAAUGAUAUGCCAUUCUGCCCCGAAAGCAUGGUACCACCAGGAAGCAAAUAUCCUAAACUUAUACCAAAUCUCAACAAUAAAACUAAAUACAUUAUCCAUUAUCGCAAUCUUAAACAGUGUCUUAAGUAUGGUCUGGUACUAAAAAUGAUUCAUCGUAUACUAGAGUUUUCGCAAUCACCAUGGCUAAAAAAAUAUAUUGACCUAAACACAUCACUUAGGAACAAAGCCAAAAACGAGUUUGAGCGGGAUCUCUUUAAAUUGCUGAAUAAUGCGAUAUUCGGAAAAACUUUAGAGAAUGUUGAAAAAAGAAAGGAUAUCCGCCUUUGUACUCGCUGGGAAACCAAAACAAAUUCGUUGGGAGCCAGGGCACUUAUCUCGAAACCAGAAUUCAAGUCUUGUUCUGUGUUUAAUGAAAAUUUGGUUGCGGUUCAUUUGGGUAAAACCAAAAUAGUUUACGAUAAGCCUCUCUAUGUUGGAUUUACAAUUUUAGAUUUAUCAAAAACAGUGAUAUAUGAUUUUUAUUAUGGAUAUAUCAAAAAGAAGUAUGGGGAAGCUGCAAACUUGUUAUACACAGACACAGACUCCCUGAUUAUGGAAAUAUAUACCUCUAAUUUCUAUGAGGACAUGAAAAGAAAUAUAGAACAUUUCGACACCUCCAACUAUCCAACUGAUAAUAUUCACGGGAUACCCAAAACACCUUCAAUACUAGGAAAAAUGAAAGAUGAAUUUUCAUCUACACCCAUUAAACGUUUUUAUGGUACAGGUGCUAAAGCUUAUUGCAUAGAAGCAAAUAAAAUAAUACAAAAAGCAAAAGGCAUUUCAAAACAUGUAACCAAAACACAGUUGCAAAUGAGUGAUUAUGAUCUUUGUGAUAAUAUCAAAAUGGUGCUAGAAAAUGAAAACCAAGAAAUGGUUGAAGCAGACGUAAAUUUUUUGGAUCCCAUAGCGCCAUAUGAAGCUGAAGAUAGUGACAAUGUCUCUACUGAUGGAAGUUUUAUUUUUUCGGUAUCUACCGAGAAUUUAUCAGACAUGGAAGACAGUGAAGUUUUAGAUACUGAUUCCGCGGAGGUAGAAAACAAAAUAUUCAAAAUGGACAAUGUAAACAACGUGCGAUUUCUGUCAUAUGAAAGCAGAUACUCAGUUUGCAUAAGUCAGCACUAUUAUGUGAUAGACAAUACCACUCUUUGUCCUUCUUGUUUUUUUGAGACUGUGAGCGGAGUGCCAUCAUACGUCCCCACUACUCAUAUUACAGAACAUUCAAGUGGAAAGGUCAGUGAUUUGAGUGCACAUAUUUGUAUGUGCUGUAAUAAAAACUUGUAUAUUUACUGUUUAUCCACAUAUUGUAUUGUUUGCAAUAAUAUAAAUCUACAACAAUAA